GCCCAACAGGUACCUCGCAAAUGUCUCGUCAGUCCUCUUUCAUCUCAACCUCUCAUAUCGCGACUUCUUACCAGAGUCUCACCUGAAACCACCCAUCAAAGCAUCAAAUAAUCUCUAAGCCACAUCAUAUGCAGACCUCAUAGAACAACGCAAGUCUACAUCUCCCUUUCAGCUAUACUACUUUGGAUACCGAGGCAUUUUCUUCCCAUCAAGGCCAUCAUGACAGCAAAAACCAUCUGCCGCGCCUGCCACCGCGCAGCUCUUUCAACCUCCUCGGUCCUCUCGGCCAGCUCCAGCUCCAACUCCAACUCCAGCCAGCCAUCGACCCGUGAUCUCUCCCGGUCACGAUCUUUUACAACCGAAACCUUCCCUCAAUCCACCGCCCGCGGCGGCUCCUCCAAACUCUCUCCACCAUCACAAAUCGACCCAUCAGUCAUCCUCACCACGCCAACCUGGUCCGUCCGCUCUCUUCUUCCUCCAUCAUCCACACCAUCCUCAUCAACCCAACCCGAUGAAAGCGAAAUAACCCCCCAAACUCUGCACCACCUCGCCCGCCUCUCUGCCCUCCCCCCGCCCUCCGCCUCCGACCCUGCCUCCACCACCCGCCUUCUCUCAGCUCUGCACUCACACCUGCACUUCGUGCGGGCCAUCCAAUCGGUGGAUACCACGGAUCCUUCAGAUCAAGCCAAGGAGCUGGCGCCCUUGAGUUCGAUCCGGGAUGAGUCUCCGGAGGGACUGGCGGACAUCACAAUUGAUCUGAAGAUGCUUGAAGGGGCGCUGGCGGAGGAGGAUAUUGUUGGUCAUUGCCGGCGGCCGAGGCGGAGAAAGAUGGAGGAGCCGAAAGAAAAGAAGAAAAAUGAGGCUGAGGAUUGGGAUGUGUUGGGAUCAGCUGAGCAAAAGGUUGGGAGAUACUUUGUUGUCAGGAGUGGGAAGAAGGGGGAGUAGAUGAUCAAGGGGGAAAUGGCUGAAGUUCGUCUCGCGCCCUGGAGAAGAUAGAAGGGCUGUGGUCUGCGUGGGCUGACUAUAUAAGAGGGCUAUGGAUCUGCUAACUGAUGCCGAACAGUGGGGAGCCUGGAAGAUUUGGAAUAGGCCGGGAAAGGCGUUGUUAUAACACGCAGGGCCGGGACUUUUAGGCCUUUCAGGGAAUCGCGUCAGAUGCCCAGCCUGUUUGCAUUGGGAGUUCAAGUCUUCCAAGGGGUAUUCAUGGGACAAAAAUCACUGAGUGAGGGACUACGUUGUUGCGUUGUUGCGAUGCAAGCGCCACACUACAAUAUCUGUUUGCUGUACCAUACUAAGUGUGUCCUACCCAGAUGAUCCACAUCGGUCACCAGAGAUUACUCUGGUAUAGAAAGCUAACUGAACUGAAGCUAAUCCUACAACUACUUAGAUAACGUACGAAUUCUGUC
Molecule: messenger RNA, 1406 nt
Organism: Neurospora hispaniola
Lineage: Eukaryota; Fungi; Ascomycota; Sordariomycetes; Sordariales; Sordariaceae
Exons: 1
Coding region: 220-945 (241 amino acids)
Biological process (GO): glutaminyl-tRNAGln biosynthesis via transamidation; regulation of translational fidelity
Molecular function (GO): glutaminyl-tRNA synthase (glutamine-hydrolyzing) activity
Source: RefSeq, a predicted model, not a curated record